UGAUGUUCUCUGACCAGUCGGUUGAUAGUCGAUGGGUUACAAGCAGUAUCUCUUAAUACACAAUAACUAAGGUAUUGAGGCAGUUGAAUGAUGAUGCAUCAUCAUAUUAUAUCUAAUUUGUUUACUUUUUCUUUUGUCAGGACCUGUUCAAAUCAACUUUGAAUUAUAUGCAGUCGGCUUUGGAUGAGGCAUAUCUGAACAGGACGGAUAUCCAUGAGAUUGUUAUGGUCGGAGAAUCAAGUGAGAUACCCAAGAUUCAACAACUGGUGAAGGAGUUCCUUGAUGGGAAGGAACCAAACAGAGGCAUCAACCCUGAAGAAGUUGUAGCUUACGGAGCCGCUGUUCAUGGAAGAGUCAUGGCUGAGGAUGGCGACAACGACAUCAUACUCUGCGACUCCAGCCCAUUGAGUCUCGGAAUUGAAACCAUUGGCGGCGUCAUGGCAAAGGUCAUCGGGCGUAACUCAUUUAUUCCCACCAGGAGAACAGAGCAGUUUACAACAACAGAACACGACCAGGAUGAAGUGACAAUUCGGGUCUAUGAAGGCGAGAGGGCCAUGACAAAGAACAACCUUUUCUUGGGACAAUUUGACCUUACAGGUAUUCAGCCUGCGCCUAGAGGGGUCCCUCUGAUUAAUGUUACCAUUGAAAUAGACGUGAACGGUAUUGUGUACGUAACAGCUGAAGAAAUAGGAACUGGAAAUAAGAACAACAUUGUCAUUAAGUAUGACGUAGCGGAGAGGCCUUCUCCUGAAUAUUUGGAGAAGAUGAUUCAGGAUGCUGAAGAGUUUGCUGAUGAGGACAAGGAGAUGAUGGGGAAGACGGAAGCCGAACUCAGAGCUGGGGAUAAACGGACAAGCAGGAAGGCUGUGAGAAGGAAACCCAUCUUACCAGGUGACCCGGAGAUCGUGUCCCGUGAUGAGCUCUGAGGGAAGAAUCGGAACAGGAAGAUGAGACAAUAAUACUGGAAACUAAAGACACAUGGAUGUCGUGCGGAUGGAACCACUGCAUCUUAUAAUAUCGGACAACUGAGAGAAUGUUUAACGUGAAGAGAUUUAAAUAUCUUUGGAACUGAAUCAAUAUGGAACUGGUAGGGAUAUAGUGUGUAUUGCCUGUUGGUAUAUGUGUCUGUGCGUGUAUGUGUGUCUGUGUAUCUCCCGCUGUGUGUCUGUUGUGUGUGUGCGUGUAUGUGUGUCUGUGUAUCUCCCGCUGUGUCUGUUGUGUGUAUGUGUGUCUUUGUAUCUCCCGCUGUGUGUCUGUCGUGUGCGUGUAUGUGUGUCUGUGUAUCUCCUGUUGUGUGUUUGUUCUGUGUGUGUGCGCGCAUCCCUUCAUUUAAACUGUGAACUGAUGAAAUGUUUCACAUGUCCUGGCUUUAUAUAGAAUAUAUUGUUUGCUGAGACGACGCAUAAUUUAGUGGACCACCACACAAGAAAUAAUCAUUGAUAAGUAAUGAAUCAAGUAAUGAAUGAAAUUGUGACAUAAUGAAAGAAGGAAUAAUUUAAUUAAUGACUGAAGUAAUGACGUAAUGAAUCAAGUAAUCAAAGACGUAAUGAAUAAGAUAAUGAAGAGUAAAGAAGUAAUGAAAGAAUGAAAGAUGAAAUGAAAGAAUAAAGGCAGUAAUGAAUGAAUGGAUGGAUGAGUCAUGUUUAUCUAAACAUAUAAUUAAGUAACAAAGCGCAACAUACACACAAACACAUGCAUAUAUACAAUAUGGGAAUUGUUAGGUUUUUUUUAAUGAAAGUGUUAUCAGUUGUUCAAGCAUGCACAUAAUAUAUUUUUAUGUUUUUAUCAAUGAAUGAAUGGAGUAAAGAAAUAAUGGAUGAAUGAAUGAAGUAAAGAAGUAAUGAAUGAAGUAAGGAGUAAUUGAUGCAUGAGGUAAAGAAGUCACAAAAAGAUGUAAUGAAUGAAUGAAGUAAAGAAGUAAUAAAUGAAUGGAUGAAAGUAGUAAUGAAUGAAUGAAGUUGAGUAUGACGUCAUACUGAAUGAAUGAAGUAAAGAAGUACUGAAGGAAUGAAUAAAUGAAGUAGAGAAGUAAUGAAUGAAUGAAAUUACGUAGUAAUGAAUCAAGGUCUACCCUUCGAUUGCAUGCAUGUGUACAUAGAUGAAUUCCCUACCUGCAACUGUAAGACCAGAAUUGGAAGAUGAGACAGUAGUGCUGGAAAGUAAAGACACAUGGAUGUCGUGCGGAAGGACACACUUCAACUUAUACUAUAAGACACCUCUGAGAACGUUUAACGUGAAGAGAUUUAAAUAUCUUUGGAAUUGAAUUCAUAGGGUAGGGAAUGAGUGUGGAAUUGCUUGUGGGUCUAUGUGUCUGUACGUGUGUAUGUGUGUCAGUGUAUGGACAUCUCCCUUCGUUUUAAACUGUGAAGAAAUGAAAUGUUUCACAUGUCCUGGCUUUGUACAGAAUACAUUGUGUUUGCUGAGACGACGCUUAAUUUAGUGAACGAGUCUGAUGGGUUCUAGCAUCUAGCCUUACGCCAAAUAUGAAAUAAUUAAGUAAUGAAUGAAGUAAUGAAUGACGUAAUGAAUGAAGUAAUCAAGUACAGAAUAGAGUAAAAAGUAAUGAAAGAAUGAAUGAUGAAUGAAGUAAAGAAGUAAUGAAUGAAUAGAUGGAUGUAUGUAUGGAUAAGUCAUGUUUAUGUAAUUAUAUGAUUACGUAGCAACAUACUCAACAUACACACACGCAUAUGCAUUAUACAAUAUGGGAAGUGUAAGUAGUUUUAAUGAAAAUGUUAUUAGUUUUUUAAGUAUGCACAUGUAUUUUUAUGUUUUUAUUAGUAAAAUGAAUAUAGUACAAUUGUAAUGAAUGCAUGAUAUAAAGAAGGUAUGAACGAAGUAAUGAAUGGAGCAAAGAAGUAAUGGAUGAAUAAAUGAAGUAAAGAAUGAAUAUGUGAAUGAACGAAUGCUGUAAAAAAGUAAUAAAUGGAUGAAGGAAGAUGUAAAUAUUAAAUUAUGAAGCAAAGAAGUAAUGAAUGAGUGUAUACCAUUCAGGUCCGAAUACCUGCCUGUCUAAUAGAAGUUGCCACGUGAUGUACCUGCAACUGUAAAACCAGCGUAAAACCUCGUUCAGUCCAUUCCAUAAAGCUGCGAAAUAUACAUGAAGUUGUACAAUACUCCAGUUGAUCUUGCUAUGUCAUGUACUUUCAUCGGUCCGUUCUGUGGUGUGCAAUCCUCUGUUGUAUAUGUGACCUGGUAAUUUGUAUCAGUUGCAGGUGAAGCAGGGCGUGAAGUCAUCCCACAGAAGAGAUCAUAACCUUGUCAGUAUGCUGACUGGGUAUACAUUUGUGAUAUGAUACAUUUGUCUUAACUGUCCUAUUUUCUGAUAAAGUUCACGAUUAGUGGUUAGCUAAAUGGUGUUCUGUUGUUGAUAUCAUCAGGUUGAUUACAAAGCUAGCAUUGUCUUUAUGUACAACCACAUACUGACAAGAGGGCACACGCAUACGCACACGCACACACGUCCUUGUGAAAGUGCUUUAAGUUUAAGAUCAACCUCUCUCCGACUCUCCCUACCCCUCUCAACCCCCCAUCCCCAAUAUCCACCCACACCCCGAUAUCUCUGAUGAUGCCCAAAAGCAAACACACUACGCCAUAAGAAUAAUAGAUGUCUGUAUGUCGUACGUACAUACUACCAAGCUGCUUGUGAGCGUGUGUAAAUUAUCGUUGUCUGUAGUUUAUCUUAUGACAGAAGUUAUUGUUCACGGUUUGUCCACACAUUGAGUUAUU
This is a messenger RNA of Haliotis rubra (blacklip abalone), 3723 nucleotides long. RefSeq names its product heat shock 70 kDa protein C-like. Lineage: Eukaryota; Metazoa; Mollusca; Gastropoda; Lepetellida; Haliotidae. Bases 168 to 926 code for a protein of 252 amino acids. Gene Ontology annotation, molecular function: misfolded protein binding; ATP-dependent protein folding chaperone; ATP hydrolysis activity. Gene Ontology annotation, biological process: protein refolding; endoplasmic reticulum unfolded protein response; cellular response to unfolded protein. The record is from RefSeq and is a predicted model, not a curated record. The transcript is spliced from 2 exons. Gene Ontology annotation, cellular component: membrane; endoplasmic reticulum chaperone complex; nucleus.